GAUAGAAUAAGAAAAUAAAGACUUCCGGUUUUGGAGCGCACUUGUAACAAGCUACGAAUAAUCAACUCUACACGUCAAAUAUGAUGAUAUAAGGGGAGAGUUCUUCAUGUUCUAUUUUCAGUUUGGGAAGUUGAACGAUGUGUGCCGUGUUUGACGGGACUUCCCUGACAGUCACCAUGCAGACCUCUCUCACUCACACACCGCAGAAUGCAUUUAGCCCCCAGGAACUGUCCCAGGAGAUAAAAUCCUUCAUCAGUGGCGUGGACCAGACCCAGGGUCGUAAACUCAGCGUCCGUGAGCAUGCCCGCUGUGCGGUGCGUCUACUACGGUCUGUGCCUGCCUGUCGCGGGGCGGUCCUCGAGCACCUAAGGGGCGUGUACAACGAGCACGUCUCAGCCUUUCUUCACAAUCUAGAGACAAACGGCGAUGGCGACGGGGACUCAAACCUGGAGGAUGUCAUCACGGAGGUCCAUGGCGUCCUGGCGGAGUUCAUUAAGCUCAACCCCCGAGCCUGGGCUCCCCUUGUCUCAACCUGGGCUGUAGACCUGCUGGGGCAGCUGAGCUCCAAGCAUGCUGGCCGCAGGGCAGCUCCCCACUCCUCCAGCCUCAAUGAGCUGCUGCAGCUGUGGAUGUCCUGUGCGGCUACACGCUCCCUCAUGGAGGCCUAUACCCAGUGCCUGGCAGCUAUGAUAGCCUGGUGUCCUGACCAAUGUGUGGACGCUCUCCUGGACACCUCCGUGCAGCACUCCCCCCACUUCGACUGGGUGGUGGCUCACAUCGGAUCCUCCUUCCCGGGCACCAUCAUCAGCCGUGUCCUGGCCUGUGGCCUUAAAGACUUCUGCUCCCACGGGACGGCUGACAAGUGUCAGGGAGACAAGAGCAGCCGAGUGCCUAAGAUCGUCUCUGUGGUGGGGAUCCUAGGCCACCUGGAGGCGCGGCACUCUGACAGCAUCCAGCGGGAGCUGCUGAGGAUGUUCCAGGAGAGCCUCAGUCCCCCGACUAUACCCCCCAGCUCUGGGUCCACCUCCUUGGAGCACUUAGCCCAGCUCCGCAGAGCCACAGUGCCCUUCCUUCUCCAGCUGGCGGCGCUGUCUCCUUCUCUUCUGGGCGCCGUAUCUACAGAGCUGGUGGAGUCUCUACGGCCUCCAGUCUUGCUCCAGCUCCAGGCUGUUCUACAGGGCCUUCCCAGGGACGAGCUUGACAACAUGCUGAGGCUGGCUGUCCACCUCAUCGCCCAGAGCCCUGCUGGAGGGGCACGCAUCCUCCGCUUCCUAGCUGACACGGCCACCCCCGCCUCUGUCAUCAUCUCCGGCCCCACGUCUUCCCCUCACGAGGGGGUCCGGGAGGCCUGCGACCUCCUCCUCCAGAUGCUCCUGCUGCACCUCCACAAGCUGGUCUACACCCGCUCAGAAGGGGAUGAUGGCUACUACAGCCGCCCCCACUCUCCCUCCUCCCAGGCGCCCCGUGUGGUCCCCUUCCUAGAGGAGCUGCAGUCCCACGUGGGAGAGCUCUGUGCUGAGAUGCUGAGACUGGAGAGGAAGCGUCAUCUCUGGCUGCACCAGCUGCUGUGUCUGCUGUGUCUGUUGUCUGUAUACGGGGGCCCUAGCGUGGCCACGGAGGCCCUCUGUCAGCUGCUCACCCUGGCCCGGAACCCAGACCAGCUGGCCCUGGCCUGGCAGCUCCACACCCCACUGUCCGCCUGCCUGCCGGGCCUCAUCCCUGCCGCAGUGAUCCGCUGCGUGGCCCAGAUCCAUACACACACCCUGGGACCCAGGCAGCUCUGCCAGCUCCUUCUCAACCUGGGCUCUGCCAUGCAGAGUGUACAGGAGGAGGAGAGGAGGGGCCCAGGAGGAGGCAUGGGAGGAGGAGGUGCUAGUCCUCAGUCCUCCAUGGCAGUGCAGGUUGGAGCAGCGGUCUCAGGACACCUCCAUGACUUCUGUCCUCUGCUCCUCCACGGUGACCCGGCGGUAUCCCACGCUGCCGUGCGGCUCCUGUCCCGCAGCCCCCUCCCCCGUGCUGCCCUGCCUUCCCACCUGUUGCUUGUUUGUCGGGCUGCCGUCACACACUUCUUUCUGGCACUGCGGAGGAGAGGAGAGACAGGGAAGGGGAGAGACGAAGGCCAGGGAGGAGAGGCGGUGAACUGUUCGGUGCUCCUCCUGUCCCGUCUGGUAGGUUACUCCCCUCUAACCCUCAAAUGUGUCCUGCAGCACCUGGUAGAGGGAGCUCUACAUAAAGGAAACACUGACUUGUUCGGAGGGCAGAGUGAGGACAUUGGAGGGGACACCCCCAUCUCCCCGUCCCUGGCCCCUGACCGGGUGGGCUCCCUGCUGGACAUCAACUGCAGGUUCGGCACCACGGUCAACUUCUCUGGCAGUGUGUGGUCUGUGUUCCAUGCUGGGGUGAUAGGGAAGGGUCUGAAGCAGCGCAGCGCUACCCCUCACCCCGACGCCGCCAGUGUCAUACAGAAUGUCCAGACCCUGCUGGCUGUCACUGUCCAGUGCUGCAGUGCACCAUCCGGGAAUGGCGGCAACGGUGGAGGCACCCGACACCAGCCCUCCGUUCCAGACGAGCCGCCGCCCAUCAACGCUGAGGCGGCCAAAAUGAUGGCAGUGACGCUAGUGGAGUAUAUCUGCCCCGACGUGGCCAACGGGGAACUGUCAUGGCCGCCAGAGGAACAUGCACGCACAACUGUAGAACGUGACAUACACAUCCGCCGCUGCUUCGAGGCCCACCCUGUCCUCUUCCCUUUACUCCAUGUUGUGGCUGCCGGGCGUCCUGCUCUCUGUUACUGUUCUGCGGUGCUCCGGGGCCUGCUGGCCACUCUGCUGGCCCACUGGGAGGCUUCGAGGGAGGCUUUGGCGAUGGACUCCCCGUGGCACCUCCAGGCCUCAUGCAUGCUGGUGUCCUGUAUGGGCGAGGGCCAGCUGCUGCCCCCUGUGCUGGGCAACGUCCACGAGGCUUUCCCCUACCUGACGCCGUUCGAAGUGAGGCUUCUCCUCCUGGCUGUGUGGGAAUAUGUAAGGGGUAAUGGCCCCAUGCCACAGAAGUUUGUCUUCAGUGCCGAGAAGGGCCUGUUCUGCCGGGAUUUCUCGCGGGACGGAGAUGUGGCGAGAUACGUAGCACCCAUUCACAGUGUCCUGCAUAAGAACAUUGACCGGCUGGGGCAUCUAUGCUGGCGUUUCCAGCUCUGAACAAGGGAAGGAGAGAACUGAUAGCGGGAUGGAGAGGAAAAAGGUGCAAGAAGUGGGACGGUUGGAAUUGUUUGUGAAAGAUGAGGAUAGGGGUGGUUGGUGAUCGGGAAUUGUGGAGAUGUUGCUUUGCUGUUUUCUUGUUUGUUGCUCUAACUUGAAUCUAGAUCUAUAUGCGCUCUGAAGCAUAGUUGAGCAUGUUAUAUCUACUGUUUAUCUUUCUCCUGUUUUGUAUCAUUUUUAUAGAUUAAGUAUAAUUUUUUAUGUAGCUGUUACUGUAGGGGGAUAAAAACAUGUAGUAUACCAUAAAUAAAUUAGCAGAAAGGGGAGUGAUCAUAAUUUUGUUGUUUCAAAUAUCUGGCCUUUGAACUUGACUGUCUACAUUUCGAGUUACAGCAGUUCUGAAUUUCAAUUCAACUUAUUUUUUCUCGAAUUGAAACAGAAGUACAACUUUAAUGAGAAGGUACAUCAAUGAUAAUGUAAUCAUUUUACAUCAACUAACACAGCCUGCAGGUAUAUGAUGAAUCACACAAACAUUCCUUAAAAUGUCUUUACAUACAGCACAAUUUAUGUUUGAACCAGAUCUCCUAAUAAAUGUGCAAGAGUGUAGCAAA
Messenger RNA from Oncorhynchus tshawytscha (Chinook salmon), 3802 nucleotides. Its product is annotated as integrator complex subunit 5. The coding region runs from base 138 to 3191 and encodes 1017 amino acids. Gene Ontology annotation, biological process: snRNA 3'-end processing. The transcript has 2 exons. NCBI's taxonomy places the organism in Eukaryota, Metazoa, Chordata, Actinopteri, Salmoniformes, Salmonidae. The record is from RefSeq and is a predicted model, not a curated record. Gene Ontology annotation, cellular component: integrator complex.